Messenger RNA from Eleginops maclovinus (Patagonian blennie), 4081 nucleotides. RefSeq lists its product as uncharacterized. The coding region runs from base 107 to 937 and encodes 276 amino acids. Gene Ontology annotation, cellular component: plasma membrane. The transcript is spliced from 9 exons. The record is from RefSeq and is a predicted model, not a curated record. NCBI's taxonomy places the organism in Eukaryota, Metazoa, Chordata, Actinopteri, Perciformes, Eleginopidae.
CGGGGUAUCAUGCAAAGACACAACGCACUGAUAAUCCUGUGGUUGUUUUCUGUCUGAGAGCAGCACAGACUCGAGUCUUCAAAAGAUAUCCGGUAAAACAAGCAUCAUGGCUCUGGAUGGAUGUGGCCUCCUGUGCAAAUACACGCUGUUCAUUUUCAACCUCAUCUUUGCGCUGUUGGGGAUGAUAUUUCUCGGUCUGGGCCUGUGGCUGAGGUUCAGCGGUAGCACCAGAGUUAUCUUCGAAAUCGAGGCCCUCAACUCAAGUGCAUUUGUUAUUGCCGUGACUGUCCUGAUUACCCUGGGCUCAGUGAUGCUGAUUGUCGUCGUUUUUGGAGACUACGGCGCCUGCAGCGAGAACCGAUGCGCUCUGAAAACGUUUUCCGUCCUGGUGAACAUCCUGGGAGUUGCUGUGGUUGUUUGUGGAGUGGUAGCUUAUUCCAGGAAAAAUGAGAUUGGAUUGAGAAUUGGAGAAUUCUACACUACCAUGUAUGCUCUGUAUGUGGCUAACAGAGACCCAGUUCUUGCUGUCACUCUCACGUUCAUCCAAAAACUGCUUCACUGCUGUGGAGCGACCGGGAUGCCUCUGUUAGACUUUGCUAAGGAAACCUGUCCAGAUCCAGAGUCUAUUUUUGAACACAUCAAGAUGGAUACUUGUCCCGGGGUGAUCGUCGAUAUCUUCAACAGCAAAGCACCGCUGGUGAUGGGCCUGCUCGUCGGAACUGGAGUUCUACUGUUCCUGGCUUUGAUUUGCAGCGCAACCCUUAGUAAAAAGCUCAAGACCCCCUCCACUCCUCAGUACAUCAUCCUGACUCAGCCUCCACAAUCUCAGCAUGAAUAUAUCCCCACCUCCACCUCCAUCUCCUACUCUUUCCCCGACCAGGAGCCGGUGGUCUUCACCCCUCUGACUGUGGCCAACAUCCCAGUGGUUAUCACUUAGAGUGGGUUAUCGCUCUUUACCGCAAUGCUCGGGCAUAGAGGAAUAGAUUUGGUUUUUUUUCACAUUCACUUCAUGUUUAUCUCUUCUGUGCAUGCUCACUGUGGGGUUUCUUCAGCUCCUUUUAAAGGAAAACUCCACCCUCAAGCUCAAUUAUAACAGCACGUAAGUUAUUCGAUAUUUUAAUGUUUUUUUAUGAUUUUAUUCCAGUAAACAAUGGACAAAGAUUUAGCAAAGAUUUUUUAAUAAGCAUUUGAGUUUUUUCCUUUAUAAAUUGUGCACAUACUUAAGAAUAACCACUUUAAAUAAACAUUUUUUAGGGAAUUACUGCAGAUAUAUUAAAGUAAAAGGCUUCUUUACGAACUUUUUAAAAUUGUGCACAUAUUUUCGUUAUGUUGUAACUACAGUGCAUAAAGAUAUUCAUUUAAAAUAAAAGUAAUUAACAAUUGUGCAUCGCUAAGCUACCUAAUAAAUCAACUUCUCCAAUAACUAUUCAACCAAAAAUUUAAAUGAUUUUUUUGGCUGUCCCACCAGUUGCAUAAAAAAUAAUAAUUCAACCUCAAUUUUUUUUCUAAUCUGCAGUUAAAAAAAACAUAUAAAAGGUUGGAUUUUUUCUUCAAAGUGUCUUCAAAUUGAUCAUUUUGCCUUCGACACAAGCCUCUUCUAUUUGUGUGGCUGCAUGCUACUUGCUAGCCUGGGCUGGUACCUGUCUUACAUCAGCUCUCAUUCUGGUGUAACGCUGUUGGGUAAAGCGGAGCAGGAAUCAUGGCUGUUAUUCCCAUCCCUCCUCUUUACUUCCCCUCUGAAUGACAGAUUAUUGCCCUGGUCUGCAGCAUGGUCCUCCUGAAACAGACCAAGAAAGAGCAACAGCAGAUCACUGCGCAGUAUACAACCGUGUACUAACAAGAGGAGGUCAACUAUCAUCAACGAACACACAUCGCUGGAUUUCAAGUUUCAAUUGACUGGUUUACAAAUGUGUCUCUGUGGCUCAAUUCCAAACUGAUACCAACACCAUCUCCCCACUUCUACUCUGUUAUGGUAACCCUCAAACAGGGACCUUUCAAACCCCUGCAACAGGAAGUUAUGAAACCCCUUCAACAGGAAAAUUAUGAAACCAACCAAAAGCAAGUUUUUUAAACUCUCAAACGGUACAUUUUUUAACCCACUGACAGGAAGCAAUUAAACCCUCUAACAGGAAGUAGGGUUGUCCACGUUCAUAAAGCAUAAAACACCAUCAGAGAGCACGGUGCAGAGUCCCUAGGUGCGCUUUAUAGAAAACCGUAGUCCCCCCACAGCAGACGCUCAACAACGUCCGCUGGCGCAUCAUAAACACGUGGGAUAGUGCAGUUGGAUUUUCAAAGCACCGCAGUCUCUUUUCGAAGUCCUUUUGAAUUCUCCUAUCCACUAUUCCUUAACCCCGUGACGUUUUCACGCAAAGGUCAAGGAAUAGUAGAUAGGAAUAGACAAUAGGAGCAGAGUUUUUGGACAAUUCGACCAUACCCUAGCUAAAGCCUCCGACAUCAAGCAAUUAAACCCUCGGACAGAAAGCACUAAAAUAGCUAAAAACUACAAAGGCAAGCGGAGGGAGAACAUUCAGUCCUGAGGAAAAGGGUGCAGUUGGUGCAAAGAGACCAGAGGACAGCACUACUGAGCCUCAUCCUCUGGACAGGAGUGCCAUGUCAGCCUCUCCUCAUAAAAGGAAAUGACCACCUGAGGGCAACUCCCCGCUACUGUCUGUUGCGCCAAUGAUCCGUUCUGGGUCGAGGUUUCUGGAAAAUCCACGUGGUUUCUCAGCCACAUCUUUCUUUUUGGCUUCUGACUCUAACAGGAAGCAAUUAAACCCUCUGACAGAAAGUAUUUUAAUGAUAGAGAGACUUAAAAAAAGGAAAAGAAACGCCAGAUAUUUUUGGGCCGUUUUAUUACAAUUACAACUUUUCGUCAGAGAUGCUGAUUCCAAACCCUCGUUACAAAAAUGUCCCGUUUCCUGUGUUGGAGAGAGGAGAGUAUUGACCCCCUGCAGUGGUAGUGUGUUGGGUUCCGUUUGGAGUUGGGUCUGUAUGUGAAACAGUAGCUUAGUGUAGGGGAUGUUGUGUAUAAUUAUUCGUCUAUGACCUGACACAGCAGCAGACAGGCAUCUUCAUCACCAUGGAUAGACGAUAAACACAACCGUUUAAUAAAAAACUGUGAGGGAGAGAAUGGGAUACUGAGAUAAUGCCAGACCUGUUACGCUUUUUUUAUAUCCAUGUCUAUCGUAUAGGUGAUGUCUUUCUUCAAUAGUGCUUUCAAAUCUUUUGUGGAAGAGUUGAAUACUCAGCCACUGGGAAAAGUGUUUUUUUUAUUGAGUAAUGUAUGCAUAAAUAGGAAAGGGAACAGAAGUUAACUCUCUCUGCUGCUUAACCCCCUUGAAGUUCAGAGACUCGGGGCAGUGUGUUGUAUGGCAGCCUCGGUCGUCUGUGGAGUCGCCGGCUUUUAGAAAGCUUGUCAGCCAAAUCCCUGUUAAACGAUAAGGACAAGGUGAGCUAACGUUGUCAUAGAGACUCGUUCAUAACUGCGCCGUGCAGAAGCUCCACUAUUAUUAACAACAAACAGCGACGUCAUGUUACCGGUAUCAAAUAUUAUUUAGCCCACUUAAACGGAGCAUGGGUUCAAAAUCUAGCAUUCGUUUCAUUUCUAGCUCUUUUCCUAAAGUUCAGCAUGUACUGCCAGAUAGACAGCUUUAAUUAAUGAGCUGCAAUAAACUACAGUUUAGCACUUAAAGCUAUACUUUUGCAGUUAUUUUGGUGAAAGUAACGCAGUACAGUAACAUGUACUGUAUAACAUUAUGGAAGUAACUUGCCCAACACUGUUCACUUGUAUAAAGUAAAGGACCUUCUUGAGUGUGACAGGAAUACUGUGCAGCCGUCAGGUCCCGUUAAACUUACUGUAUGAACAUUUCACAUGUGAAUGCUGCUUAAUUGUAAACACUGCUUUGGUUCAAAGGGAAACGGCGUGCCAUUCAUGCCAAAUAUGUUCACAUUUUUUAUUCCUUCAUGUUCCUGCAAACUUAUUGUUGUGACCAAAUGCAUGUAGUUUUGCUUGUCCGUCUCUUUGCACAACAAGUUUUAAAUAAAUAUUCCACUCGGGGCUUUUCUCCCCUUUUCUUCUUCA